Rhinichthys klamathensis goyatoka is the source of this 1549-nucleotide messenger RNA. RefSeq names its product sideroflexin 5a (gene sfxn5a). Lineage: Eukaryota; Metazoa; Chordata; Actinopteri; Cypriniformes; Leuciscidae. The record is from RefSeq and is a predicted model, not a curated record. Gene Ontology annotation, cellular component: mitochondrial inner membrane. Gene Ontology annotation, molecular function: citrate transmembrane transporter activity; monoatomic ion transmembrane transporter activity. Gene Ontology annotation, biological process: monoatomic ion transport; mitochondrial transmembrane transport; citrate transport. The coding region runs from base 67 to 1044 and encodes 325 amino acids. The transcript has 14 exons.
CUCUGAGGGAAGUCUACUCUAGUUUCAGAGCUCAGUAAAACAGCUUUAUUGAAUGCAAAACCUGCCAUGGCUGAAUCGACUGUGUGCCCUCCGUUUAGACUCGGCGAGUCUCGGUUUGAUCAGGGUUCAUUUUCUGGCAGAUUAAGACACUUCUUGAAUGUGAUCGACCCUCGAACGCUCUUUGUUUCAGAGAAACAUUUAAAUGAAUGUAUGAAACUUCUGGAUCAAUUCAAAAAUGGAAAUCUGCCUCCAGGUGUAACUAAUGUACAGCUUUGGGAAGCACAGAAGAUUAAACAGGCCAUCAUCCAUCCAGACACAGGAGAGAAGAUCCCCAUGCCCUUUCGCAUGUCAGGUUUUGUGCCCUUUGGUACUCCAGUGGUUGUGGGACUUCUUUUACCCAAUCAGACAUUUGCUUCCACCAUCUUCUGGCAGUGGCUGAACCAGAGUCACAACGCCUGUGUCAACUACUGCAACCGUAAUGCAACUAAGCCCACACCAAUGUCUACAUUUUUCCAGGGUUAUCUUGGUGCAGUCAGCAGUGCAGUUACUAUUGCAGUGGGGCUGAAUAUUCUUAUUAAGAAAGCUGAGCAUUUCAGUCCGGCUACAAGAAUCCUGGUCCAGAGGUUCAUCCCGUUCCCUGCCGUUGCAAGUGCCAAUGUGUGUAAUGUUUUGCUGAUGCGUCACACCGAGCUAUCAGAGGGCAUCAGUGUACUGGACGACAAAGGCAAUGUGGUGGGCACCUCAAAGCUGGCUGCCAGGCAUGCUUUGAUGGAGACAUCCCUGACACGUGUCGUGCUGCCCAUGCCUGUUCUCCUGCUGCCGCCUUUAGUAAUGGCCAUACUGGAGAGGCUCCCUCCACUGCAGAAGCACCCUCGUCUUGCGCUGCCUGUUCAUAGCAUGGUGUGUCUCUCUGCAUUCGGCCUGGCGCUGCCUGUUGCCAUCAGCCUGUUCCCCCAAAACAGUCAGAUCCACGUGUCAGAGCUAGAGCCAGAGAUCUCUGCUGCAACAGAGUGCAAGAUCCUGACCUACAACAAGGGUCUUUAACCAGUAAAUGCUUGACACCUAGCAACUAAUGUCUUUGUCCUUCACUGUAAAACUCUAAUGCGAACAGUAAAAAUGCAAAUUUUGAUUGCGUCUCACGGGAUUGUUCCUGCUGUGUGUGAAUCCUCUCCCAGCCACACACAGAGGCAGACUCACACCAUAGUGCUAAUCAUCCUCUUGCCUUGUACUUGAACAUGGCAGUGGCAAAUAGAGGAUAUUUGAAUUUCCCUCUGAUCUACUUACAAUUUUACAUAAUUAUCAGCCUUCUCACACAAACAGUUCUGUACUAACUGCCUGUAACUAUAAUGUUUGCAAAGUAAUUGUCUCAAAACAAUAAAUAACCAGUUUUGACAUUUUAAACUGUUGUAAUUAGGAAAAAAUGUUGUUUACACAGAAUUCAGCUGCCUUUGUGUUAUUUUCUCAUAAUUCCUUUACGAACCACAAAUCAUUCUCAGAAUGAAUAGGAAUGUAACUGAAAUUUAAAAAAUAUAAUAAUGCAUUCACAAAU